UGCUAACAGCAAGGCCAGCCAGCCGGGGAAAGCUACCGGGAAAACGAAGAGCUGCUACAGCAUGACAGCCGUGCCAGAGUGAACUGCUGUGCCGGAGGCUGGAGACGCUGGAUGCCUUCUCUGCAGUAGAAUCCCUGCAUGAGGCACCGGACCAUUAUAGAACGGGGGGGAAAUUCUAACUCCUAGGACUUCAACAAUGGAUUAUUUCCAAGCUUGCAGUUUUUUCUUUACACUGAUACUAUCUAGAAGCAUCACAGCUGAGAAGCAAAACCCAGAUUCAGGAUUUGAAAUCUAUAAGAAGCUGUUUGAAGUGAAGCGCAAAGACCAGAUGAAUGCACUGAAGAAUCUGAUUGAACUCAAUGAUGUCAACCAGCAAUACAAGAUCAUAGACAUUAUGCUCAAGGGCCUAUUCAAAGUACUUGAAGACUCGCGGGCAAUACUUAUUGCAGCAGAUGUCCCACCAGAUGGGCCAUUCCCUCAGGAUGAGAAGCUGAAGGAUGCGUACUCCCAUGUGGUAGAGAACACUGCUUUUUUUGGUGAUGUGGUCCUGCGGUUUCCCAAAAUAGUACACCAUUACUUUGACCGUAACUCCAACUGGAACAACCUGAUCCGCUGGGGAAUCGGCUUUUGCAACCAGACCGGUGUAUUUGAUCAAGGUCCCCACUCACAAGUACUAGGAUUGAUGGCUCAGGAACUGGGAAUUAGUGAGAAAUCUCCAGACUACCGGAAUCCCUUUAAAACUGACCAUUCCGAAUUUUUCCCCAGUGCAGACACAUUCCAAAAGGCUCUCCGGGAGGAAGAGAAGCGAAGAAAAAAAGAGGAGAAACGGAAGGAGAUCCGCAAGGGACCACGUAUUUCACGGUCACAGUCCGAGCUAUAAUGCUGCUUCCCUGCCUUUCUUGCUGUGACCUGUGCUGGCAGGAGCCAGAGCAACUGGAAAAGGAACCUCUCAGCCCCUUCGUGACCUCAGGAAAAUGUCAGGAAAGUUGAUAAUUUUGUUUGUCAGGUUUUGGAGGUGUCUUCUUUUAACAGCUGUUUUGGCAACUACUAAAUUUAGGCCCGAGACAUGCCCAGAUGGAGAUAGUGGUCUUUUGAGCACAUACAUCCUUGGUGGAAAAACGUCUAGUAACUGGAAUAUAUAGGUUUGUCAGAGACCAUUUUCAGUGGCUCUGGGGUAUCUUUGUUCCCUGUGGCUUUACCAGUCUGUAAUGCUAAGAAUGCUUUGGGGAGGGGUGUGGGGGAAAGUUUUUUUUUUAAGGUAUGUGACAUUUCUGCAGAAUGUUGUGUAUUAUCAGGCAGCCAGGAGGGAAAUGUGACUUGUGUAGCUACACCAGAUGUUUCUCUGGAUAGCAAAAUUACCAGAGAGAGUUAAGAAUUCUGCUAGAACGGCACAUUCCUUGGAAAUUCUUAUUUACUAGUACUCUAUUACAUGCUCGUCCUUUUGAAUGUAAGGAAUAUAACAGAAAACCAUGCUGUUUCUUCAGUGUCUCACUUCAGACACUUCCAGGUUUUAUGAUCUUUCUCGUUAAAGCCUUUCUUGGCCAAUGAGCUCUCAUUUCUGCAAGACUAUUAUACCAUAAAACUGGAAAGGAAAAUGAAUUAAUUUAUCUUGAGAAAAUGGGUUUUCUGAGCUUGGUCAAUGGAACAAAGCUCCGCAAUUAUGUGCUUUUAGCCUGUGGGUCUCUGUGAGAUGGCUGUGUCGGUAUUGGUCUCAACACAGCUGCUAGUAGACACAACUUUGUAAUCAACAGUAUUAUCGCUAGUACACGAUAGAAAAUAUUGUAAAAAUUAUGGAGGUGGUGAUUUCCUUUUCCUUAUGGCAAAGAAAAGUUCAUUGUCUCUAUAUGAGACACAAAGGGAGUCAGAGAGCACUGGCUAGCUUAAAUUACUAGGAGAUUUCUUCAACUGCUGCUAUUCAGUGGUAAAGAAUGGGCAGUGCUCUUUUGACUGUUUGCUUGUUGCUUUCUACUAGAUUCGCUUCCCUCUGUUUUAGUAGUUCUGAUAAGAAGGCGUUGGCCUUUUUUUGAGAUGCCUACAUGAAGAAAUACCAGCUUGCCAGUGUUCUAACACUAGGAAGAGCAGAGAGCCUGACUUUUGUCCUUUCUCACUUCUUGUUCUCCUCUUCCAGUAGUAAGAACCUUGCCACAAUGGUAUCGUUAUCACAUGAAGAAUUGAAAGGACAUCUCUUUAAGUCUACUGCCUUAUUGUUCCACAGAAACAAGCUGCCUUUUUUCCUUGAUCUUUUUGAGCAUUCCAUAGAGGCUUGUACCUAGAACUAAGACUGUUUGAGGUUGCAGUUUUACUGUUGGUUUUAUAGUAGAGGUCAGUCAGCCUUGUCAGUGUUCAUGGUCAUUGUUCUGUUUCCAGACCAGAUUUGGUCAUUGGUGAAUCAAAUCGUGGCUUCACAGCCAGGCACACAGUGGGCAUUCAGCACAGAAUCACUAAUGUGGUUUGGCACAAAAAGUAGCUUUUGUUCAGGACUGGGAAUGAUUCACACCAGCAUCUCUUGCUCUCACUGUCUCUGAAUACCUUGAUGGGGUAUUGUACUUCACUUAGCUAUGAUGUCCCCUUGAUGUUAUGAGAAGCACUGGAACUUGGCACACUAAUUGUUUUGAAAAGAAGAGAUUUGGGGAAUUUUUUUCAACCCUUGACUAAAUUGCACAGCUCUGCAGUGUAGCUUGUUAUUGCCAGUGGAGGAUUAUUUUGUGUGAGAGAGGGGGGUUUAUUUCCAAGGGAUGUUGUACUUUGAUUUGCUGCCUUCUGCUGUUUUAUGUGCCAGAAGAGGAGAAGACCGUUAUUUUCUAACCAGAGAGGCAGUUAUGCUUGAUUUGUUCUCAGAUACGUACUUAAUUUGGAAUUGGACUUUGCUUUUUGAAUAAAACGAAAUUUGAAAGAA
Messenger RNA from Eublepharis macularius, 2896 nucleotides. It is a transcript of the gene CCDC134, whose product is annotated as coiled-coil domain containing 134. The transcript is spliced from 8 exons. The record is from RefSeq and is a predicted model, not a curated record. The coding region runs from base 197 to 880 and encodes 227 amino acids. Lineage: Eukaryota; Metazoa; Chordata; Lepidosauria; Squamata; Eublepharidae.